Molecule: messenger RNA, 1384 nt
Organism: Durusdinium trenchii
Lineage: Eukaryota; Dinophyceae; Suessiales; Symbiodiniaceae
Source: the annotation of a GenBank genome assembly
AGGCGCCUUGAGACCGAAGGCACCCUUGCGAAUCCCUUGCUUCCUGUGCUGGUCUGAAGAGGAUGACUCCAAACAGUUCUCCAACUACGAGGACUUAGCUUUGUACAUCCAUCCAAAGUUUCGGCGCAUUUGCUUACAUGGGCAGGGCCAUCGGCCACCGAAUCUGCAGAAGAAUACCAAGGAGUUGGAGACGCUGGAUUCUUUCAUUGGUUCGAUGCAGUCCGGGGUUCUGUCCGCAGAUGCAGAUGACGACAAACCAGCGGCGAUCUACAAGGGCCAUUGGCUACCUGUGCCGCGGGAAAGCGCACCUGAACUGAAAGCGGGGCCGUUGAAGCUCAUAGUGGUGCCGGACCCCUUGGGUGAGCACGGCCCUUUGCCCGAGCAAGCGCUCAAGGACCGCCUGCGCUUCCCGGCGCAGGAGCCGCCGGAGCUCACGGCGCAACGGCUCAGCCUCUUCAGGCAGGUCACGGCGCUGACCUCGGAGGACUUCGCUCCACUGGGCGCUGUCACCGGUGUCAAAUUCCAGCAGGCGGACAAGCUCGUCAAGUGGCAUCCAGAGGUGAAGGAGCGGGAUGCAUCAACAGCAUAUGCAGUGGAUGCUGGUCGAAGUCGCUGGCUUCAGGCAGAAGAUGAGGUCCAGAUUGGCUGGUCGCAACUGGAAGAGAUGGCCCUGAAGCUUUUGGAGGAGAAUGUGGAGAUCACUCCGGAUGACAAUGUGGCCGUGCUUGGCCUAGGCACCUGGAAAACCGGGAGUCACGAUUGAUUCUUUGCAUUGCUUGUGGAUUGCACCACAGCUAGCUAACAUCAGGCAGCUAGCUUGUGGAUGUGAAGAGGUUUGCUCCCACCGUGAUGAAAGGAUGACCCCUAUACCAGGUGUAUCCAGGUACGAAAAGAUCAGACGUGGUGUGCUGAUCAGAAUCAAAAGGGUGCAGCUUUGGACGCGGUGGACUCGGGCGCAGCUUGCCACACAAGAGAAAGCUCCAAGAAUGACGAGAGCUCUUCAUAGACCCAGAAUAGGAAUGUUUUUCAGUGAGUACACAUGCCGCAUAAAGGUAAAUGGACAAGGGCUCUUCACAUCUCUGAAGGUUGAAGCUUCAGGAAGGUUUAAUGGAUACACAACUUUAUAGGGUUCUACUUGGCGCCUUAACCCAUGCGAUCUUCAUAGGCACUGGCGCCCACAUUGCCUUUGGCGUGGCUUUGGCACUCAUCGAGCACCGAAAUAUCAUGCCGGUGCCUGUGGCUGAGGGACCCGACCCGUCGAAUGGAUGGCGCAUCGGCGGCUCCACGGGCUCGACCUGGCCGCAAGUGGAUGAAGGAUGAUGAAGGAGUACCACUGAGCCACAUGCGCGUUGAUACCCAGACACUCCAUGGGACUGGUAUCUUU